Messenger RNA from Asparagus officinalis (garden asparagus), 4109 nucleotides. Its product is annotated as kinesin-like protein KIN-4A. Gene Ontology annotation, biological process: mitotic spindle organization; microtubule-based movement. The record is from RefSeq and is a predicted model, not a curated record. Lineage: Eukaryota; Viridiplantae; Streptophyta; Magnoliopsida; Asparagales; Asparagaceae. The transcript is spliced from 25 exons. The coding region runs from base 428 to 3532 and encodes 1034 amino acids. Gene Ontology annotation, molecular function: microtubule binding; ATP binding; microtubule motor activity.
UUUUAUCUCUCUCUCUCUCUCUCACUUAACUUACCCUCUUCCUUCCCUUUGGUCUCAAGUCCAAGGAAAAUGAUAGCAGUUGUUGUUGUUGUUGUAGUUGCUGCUCCUCUUUUUUCCUUCAGUUAACUCCCCUUCGCAUUGAACCUCAACAACCCAUCUCGUUCUUCCUCAAUUUGGAAAAACCAUCAAUUUUUUUUUGUCUCUGGGUCUUGAGAAUUUGUUUGCAAAAAGCUUUCUUUGCUUCUCUCCUGCUCUUACUCUUGCACAGUUUGGAAAACCCAUCAGUUUUUUUCUUCUGGGUCUUGUGAAUUUGAUUGCCUUUACCCUUGUUCUUGCUCAAUUUGGGAAACCCAUCAAAAAAUUUCAUCAAGGUCUUGAGAAUUUGUGAAGAUUUUAUGUUGGUUGAUUGUUUUUGUGAGGAUUAAGAAUGAUAAUGGAGAAUGGGGAUGAUAAGAAUUGCUGUGUGAAGGUUGCAGUUCAUGUGAGGCCUCUUAUCGGAGAUGAGAGGCUUCAAGGAUGCAAAGAUUGCGUCACCGUCGUCCCUGGAAAACCUCAGGUGCAAAUUGGCACUCAUUAUUUCACUUUUGAUCAUGUCUAUGGAAGUACUGGUUCUCCAUCAUCAGCUAUGUUUGAAGAAUGUGUUGCUCCACUUGUUGAUGGUUUGUUCCAGGGAUACAACGCCACUGUUCUUGCAUAUGGCCAGACUGGUUCGGGUAAAACAUACACCAUGGGAACAGGAAGUAAAGAUGGUUGCCAAACUGGACUUAUUCCAGAAGUAAUGAAUGCAUUGUUCAACAAGAUUGAUAGUUUGAAGCAUCAAGCUGAAUUCCAACUACGAGUCUCAUUCAUUGAGAUUCUAAAAGAAGAAGUGAGAGAUUUGCUGGAUCCUGCAUCAGCUGGAAAAGUUGAGAAUGGCAAUGGACAUGCCGGAAAAGUUACUGUACCAGGAAAGCCUCCUGUACAAAUUCGUGAGGGAUCUAAUGGAGUUAUAACACUCGCUGGAUCUACGGAAGUUUAUGUUAGCUCUCAAAAGGAAAUGGCUGCAUGCCUUGAACAAGGUUCAUUUAGUCGUGCAACUGGAAGUACAAAUAUGAACAAUCAAUCAAGUCGUUCCCAUGCCAUCUUCACAAUCACAUUAGAGCAGAUGCGUAAACUUGAUCCACUUUCUACUACUGAUGGUGUUCCGAUGGAAGAUGUCACAGAUGAUUAUCUGUGUGCAAAGCUUCAUCUUGUAGAUCUUGCUGGAUCUGAACGUGCAAAGAGAACUGGUUCAGAUGGUUUGAGAUUCAAGGAAGGGGUCCACAUCAACAGGGGGCUUCUGGCACUUGGCAAUGUUAUAAGUGCUCUUGGGGAUGAGAAAAAGCGGAAAGAAGGUGCCCAUGUUCCUUACCGUGACAGCAAACUCACUCGACUUCUGCAGGACUCACUUGGUGGAAAUAGCAGGACUUUUAUGAUAGCCUGCAUCAGCCCAGCAGAUAUCAACGCAGAGGAAACUCUUAAUACGCUAAAGUAUGCUAAUCGGGCUCGCAACAUUCAGAAUAAACCUGUUGUAAACAGGAACCCAAUGUCAGCUGAGAUGCAAAGGAUGCGGCAGCAACUUGAAUUCUUGCAGGCAGAGCUGCUUGCUCGCAGUGGAGGGGCUCCAACCAAUGAAGUUCAGGUCCUCAAAGAGAGAAUUUCGUGGCUUGAAGCUACUAAUGAAGAUCUUUGUAGGGAACUUGACGAGUACCGCAGCCAAAGCACUAAUACUGAUCAAUGUGAAACAGAUGUCCAAAAAGGUCGAAAUGGCUUCAUGAAAGCUGAAGGCCUAAAGAGGAGCCUGCAGAGUGCAGACACAUUUGAUUAUCCAAUGACUGAUAGCUUGAAAUGUGAUAAUUCCAAGGAUAUUGAUGAAGAAGUAGCAAAAGAAUGGGAGCAUUCAAUCUUGCAAGAUACUAUGGGAAAGGAGUUGAAUGAACUAAAUAAACGUCUUGAGCAGAAAGAGUCUGAGAUGAAAAUGUUCGGUGGUUCUGACACAUUUGCUCUCAAGCAACACUUUGGAAAGAAGCUCAUGGAGCUUGAAGAUGAGAAGAAAACUGUACAGCAAGAGAGAGACAGAUUGCUGGCUGAAGUGGAAAGCCUUGCAUCCCCAGAUGGACAGGCUCACAAGCAUCCUGAUAUUCACCUGCAGAAAUUGAAGUCACUUGAAGCACAGAUAUUGGAUCUUAAGAAGAAACAAGAAAAUCAAGUGCAGCUUUUAAAGCAAAAGCAGAGGAGCGAAGAAGCAGCUAAAAAGCUGCAGGAUGAAAUUCAAUCUAUCAAGGCACAAAAGGUUCAAUUGCAACACAAGAUAAAACAAGAGGCAGAACAGUUUCGACAGUGGAAGGCUUCUCGAGAGAAAGAGCUUCUCCAGUUAAAGAAAGAAGGAAGGAGAAAUGAGUAUGAACGGCAUAAACUCCAGGCCUUGAAUCAGAGACAGAAAUUGGUUCUUCAAAGGAAGACAGAAGAGGCUGCCAUGGCAACCAAGAAGUUGAAAGAAUUGCUGGAAGCUCGCAAAUCCUCAUCACGUGAAAACUCUGCAAUUGCAAAUGGAAACUCGCCAGGCACUCCGGUAAAUGAGAAGUCAUUGCAGCGGUGGCUAGAUCAUGAGCUAGAGGUUAUGGUGCAUGUGCAUGAAGUUCGUGCUGAAUAUGAGAAGCAAAGUCAAGUACGAGCGGCAAUGGCUGAAGAGCUUGCAGUUUUAAAACAAGAAGAAGCAAUUUCUGGGGGACUUAGCUCCCCUAGAGGGAGGAAUGGAAACAGCAGAGUAUCAAAUAUGUCACCAAAUGCAAGAAUGGCGAGAAUAUCAUCGCUUGAGAACAUGGUGAGUAUUUCAUCAAAUACUUUGGUGGCAAUGGCUUCACAACUUUCAGAAGCUGAGGAGAGAGAACGUGCAUUUAGUGGUCGUGGACGGUGGAACCAGUUGCGAUCACUGGGAGAUGCAAGGAGCUUGCUUCAGUAUGUUUUUAAUGUUGCUGCAGAUGCAAGAUGCCAAUUAAGGGAGAGAGAAAUUGAAACCAAGGAGCUUAAGGAGCAAAUGACUGAGCUUGUUGGUAUUCUUCGACAGAGUGAAGCGCGGAGAAAAGAAGUGGAAAAGCAGAACAAGUCUCUUGCAACUGCAUUGGCCACAAUGCCUACAAGCAAUACAAAUGGUUCCCUAAAGCAUUGUGCGGAUGAAACCAGUGCCCCGCUAUCCCCGGUGGCAGUACCAGCACAAAAGCAGCUUAAAUAUACAGCUGGCAUUGCAAAUAGUCCAAGCAAAGGAACUGCAAACUUCAGCAACCAGCCACUGAAGAUGGUCCCAGUAGGUCAUCUUUCAAUGGGGAAGAAGCUGACAGUAGCGGGGCAAUCUGGUAAGCUUUGGAGAUGGAAGCGCAGCCAUCAUCAAUGGCUACUACAGUUCAAGUGGAAAUGGCAGAAACCUUGGAGGUUGUCUGAAUGGAUUCGGCACAGCGAUGAAACGAUCUUAAGGCCGAGGCAAAGGCCGAGGCCUCUUAGAGGAAUUUCCCGAUAACCCAACAUCGUACAUGAUCAACUGCCGACCCACACAACGAACUACUACUCACCGAGUUCAAGUAUUGAUUGAAUUACAAAGAGAAACUUAGCCGGGUGAGAUGAUGUUUCGGUCCCUUGGUUGGUGUGAUGUUGAAGAUGGAUGCUCGUGGUUCAUGAUCAAUUUUGUGUUAGAGAAAUGUGGAGUUGGUAUGAGAUUGUUUGGUCUUUUGGCUUGAGUAGGCAUGGGUGCAUCUUGUAAAGUGAUUAUGAUGCUCUCUUUUCUUACUGGAGCUGAAGAUUGUUGGAGAUGAAGUGAAGGGAUUAUAGUGAUGCUUGAAGAAAUUACAGAUGGCGGUAGUGUUUUUAUUUUUUAUUUUUUUAAAACUUACCUUUCUGUAAAUUUUUCUUCUUUUUUCCAAUUGUCUUUGCUAUAUAAGAAAGAAGCUGACGUACAGAUGUGUUGGGCUGAAUAGCCUGCUAAAAAGUUCUUUGUAAUGCUUGUAAUUUUCUGUUUAUGAGGGUUUUGUGAGUCUUGUAUUUAUUACAGUUAUUGAUUGUUCAAGUUGGAAAAAAACAAAAAAUUUGAGUUCCAUUGU